AAACUCACUGAAGUCUGAGAGAAAAUAGCAGUUCUGCAGCAGAUAGUGUAGGGGAAAGAGACUGGGAUAUGCAUAUGCAGCUGACUAAAGCAGGCUACAUGCUGGACUGUAACAGAGAGGAAACAAUAAAUCUUAACUACUAUGCAAUAAAUAUUCCCAAUUUUAACUAAGGAAGCUAUCCUCAUAGUGAAAUUAAAAAAAAAAAAACAAACCAGUUUGUCCAAGCUUGAUUACUAAAGUGCGCUUCUCCAGUCCUUUUUCCAAAGACUUUAAGGGAAAUUAAGAACAAAUUUAAAGAAAGAGGAAGAAAAGGUUUUUCUUAACGUAGGAAAGGAAAGUAAUAAUAACAUGUCAGUUUUCCUUUCCUUUGCUUUCCUGGCAGCAAUUCUUGCUCACAUAGGCUGUAAUAACCCGCGUCGGGGUCCAGAAGCCAGUGGGAGAAGAUUUAACCGGAUUCAGCAUGGGCAGUGCACCUAUACUUUCAUUCUGCCAGAACAGGACGGGAACUGUCGUGAAAGCACGACAGACCAGUACAACACAAAUGCUCUUCAGAGAGAUGCUCCUCACGUGGAACAGGAUUUCUCUUCCCAGAAACUGCAACAUCUAGAACAUGUGAUGGAAAAUUACACUCAGUGGCUGCAAAAACUUGAGAACUACAUUGUGGAAAACAUGAAAUCGGAGAUGGUGCAGCUGCAGCAGAAUGCUGUUCAGAACCACACCGCCACCAUGCUCGAGAUAGGGACCAGCCUCCUCAGUCAAACAGCAGAGCAGACGAGAAAACUCACGGAUGUUGAAACCCAGGUGCUAAAUCAAACAUCCAGACUUGAAAUUCAGCUACUGGAAAAUUCACUGUCAACAUACAAGCUAGAAAAACAGCUGCUACAACAGACGCAUGAAAUCCUGAAAAUUCAUGAGAAAAACAGUUUACUUGAGCACAGAAUUUUAGAAAUGGAAGAAAGGCAUAAAGAGGAGCUGGACACUUUGAAGGAGGAAAAAGAGAACCUGCAGAGCUUGGUCACACGACAAAGCUACAUAAUCCAGGAACUAGAGAAGCAGCUAAACAAGGCAACAAGCAAUAACAGUGUCCUGCAGAAACAGCAACUUGAAUUGAUGGAUACAGUUCACACUCUGAUCACCCUCUGUUCCAAGGAAGGAGUUUUACUAAAGAAUGCAAAAAAGGAGGAAGAAAAGCCUUUCAGAGACUGUGCAGAUGUAUACCAAUCUGGUUUUAACAAAAGCGGGGUCUACACUAUUUAUAUUAACAAUGUGUCAGAUCCUAAAAAGGUCUUUUGCAAUAUGGAAAUUGCUGGAGGAGGAUGGACGGUUAUACAGCACCGAGAAGAUGGGAGUCUGGAUUUUCAAAAAAGCUGGAAAGAAUACAAAAUGGGUUUUGGUAGCCCAUCAGGUGAACAUUGGCUGGGAAAUGAAUUUAUCUUUGCAAUAACAAGUCAGAGGCAAUAUUCUCUAAGAAUUGAAUUAAUGGACUGGGAAGGAAACCGGGCAUAUUCACAGUAUGACAGAUUUCACAUAGGAAAUGAAAAGCAGAAUUACAGGCUUUAUUUAAAAGGUCACAGUGGGACAGCUGGAAAACAGAGUAGCCUGAUCUUGCAUGGUGCUGAAUUCAGUACAAAAGAUGCUGACAAUGACAACUGCAUGUGUAAAUGUGCUCUCAUGUUGACUGGAGGAUGGUGGUUUGAUGCCUGUGGCCCCUCCAAUCUCAAUGGGAUGUUCUACACAGCUGGGCAAAACCACGGAAAGCUAAAUGGCAUCAAGUGGCAUUACUUCAAAGGCCCCAGCUACUCCUUGCGCUCUACCACCAUGAUGAUUCGGCCCUUGGACUUUUAAAGACAUUCAAGCAGUGGAUCCAGAACAAACCAGGACAACACUGCCCUCAGCAGCACCACUAUCACAGUCUAAAGGUAAAAGGUGAAGGGCUUCUUGAAAGCAACAGGAAGAGAUGAUGUAAAGUCUCUUCGUUAUCACUCCAUAACUUACAAAAACUCUCCAACAGUGACCCCACAUUUUGAUGACCAGGGGAGGUUUGGUUUAGAAGGUGGCUGCAAUGAUUUUCUGGAGAAGAACAAAUGGAUCUGGUUGUUCUGCCUGACUCUGGUGCUUGUCAGUGGAUGUCCUUUUUUUUUUCUUAAUAAGAGAUGCAAAACCAUACUAGAUUAUUCAGCAACAUCAUCAGAAUUUGAAGAACUGAAAUGUAUCAACCAAGGUCUGUUGAGCAGAAUGUUAUUCAUCAGUGAAAUACCAACAUUAUACGUAUGAAAAAGGAUUAUGGAGACACCUUUAUUAAAACUCAUCUUAAAGCACUCAAGGUGACCACUCCAAAUAUUGUUUCUUCUUAAAUGAACUGAAUUUGAAUGGUGGAUGGAUAUAUGUUAAUCCCAGAGUCAAAUAAUUUGUGUGAAUAUUAUUUUUCAUGAAAACGUUUAAGGACAUGUUUCUCAUAAAUAAACUGAGUCAAACAUAUGAAGAAUGGUAAAGGUAAUGCACAAAUUCUUCAGUUGCUCUGUAGAAGUAAAUCAGAUAAUUGGCAUAAUCCCCGAGCUAGGAUUUAUAGUGUGAUAACAAAAGUAGCUGUGUUUUGAGGUUUUUCCCUUCUUUCAUUAAAGGCAGUCUGAAUGUCAUGUAGAAAAAUUAAUGGAAGGUUUAAAGAAUGUGAAAUAUUACCCUAAAGAAAAUAUGGGAUUUUGCAUGGAAUAUUUCCAUCCAAAUUACACAGGAAAGCAAACUGUUAGGGUAUAUAAAAAUUACAUAAACGCAUAGCUUAAGGCAAUGGAUUCAUUUUACAGUAUCCUUGCAUGUGCGCAAUUUAUCAUUAAUUAUUUUACUUUUUUAUUACAUUUUUGUGAAUAUCAGAAGCAUGCCAGUUCUACACAGUGCUUAGGCUACAACUAUAAAAAAUACUCAUCAGAACUGUAUAGAAAAUAAAGAAUUGUGAACUUGUAAAUAGCAUGUUGAUAUUUCCUGUAAUGGUCACAUAAUUUGUACAGGCAGCCCUGACCCUGCUCAAAGGGUGCAAAGCCUCAAAAGGAUAUAAAUAUUAAGAGAACUUGAGAAGACUGCUACAAGUUGUUAACAAGUAAUUUUGUCAUAUUAAAAUGUUGCGGAAGUGUGGGGCAAGAUGCACAAUUCAACUGUUGGAAAAGAUAAAGUUCCUGUAAUAACAAGCAACAAAGUGUACAGGUGGCCCAGGAGGCUGGAGAGAAAACUCUUCCCAUUUAAAGCCCGUUGUGACUUAGUCAUAUGAAUAAAGUCCAUUUGGGAAAGUAGCUUGCAAUCAUUCUACUUCUGCUACAUAUAAAUGGAAAAAUUUUACCCUGAUCCCACUGAAAUCAAAAGUGACAUUCUCAUCAGUUAAAUUGGGACCAACAUGAUACAUAAAAUCUGAUUGUGGUGAGAUUUUGCUUGUCUGUUUGUUGCUUUGUUUCAUUUAUUAAACUGUUCCUGAGAUCAGGCACAGCA
This is a messenger RNA of Egretta garzetta (little egret), 3474 nucleotides long. RefSeq names its product angiopoietin 1 (gene ANGPT1). Gene Ontology annotation, molecular function: receptor tyrosine kinase binding. NCBI's taxonomy places the organism in Eukaryota, Metazoa, Chordata, Aves, Pelecaniformes, Ardeidae. The coding region runs from base 349 to 1845 and encodes 498 amino acids. Gene Ontology annotation, biological process: angiogenesis; Tie signaling pathway. The transcript is spliced from 9 exons. The record is from RefSeq and is a predicted model, not a curated record.